This is a messenger RNA of Eimeria acervulina, 507 nucleotides long. RefSeq lists its product as hypothetical. The record is from RefSeq and is a predicted model, not a curated record. Lineage: Eukaryota; Apicomplexa; Conoidasida; Eucoccidiorida; Eimeriidae. The coding region runs from base 1 to 507 and encodes 168 amino acids. The transcript is spliced from 2 exons.
AUGCUCGUAGCUCAUCAAUUUGGGGUGUAUCUGCUUCUCCUCUCUAUAUAUCCAAGGGCAGCACUCGCUGUCCCUACCAGCCAAACCCCUCUCUCUUCACAAUAUCUUCUAAACUCCCCAGAGGGGCCCCCUCUACAAUCAGCUAAUCCUCAGGGGCCCCCAGAGGGGGCCCCUGAAGGGGCCCCCGCUGAGGGCCCCUCUGGGGCCCCCCCUUCUGAGGGCCCCUCUAAAGUCCUAUCUGAGGGCCCCUCUGGGGGCCCCUCCCUCACCCUCUCAGGGGCCCCCAAAGGGGCCCCCUCUGAUGAACCCACUGGGGACCCCUCUGGGGGCCCCCCUGAGGACCCUUCAGGGGGCCCUCCUGAGGACCCUUCUGGGGGCCCCCCUGAGGACCCUUCUGGGGGCCCCCCUGGGGCCCCCUGUGAGGCCCCUAUUGGAGAUCCUCCUGGGGGCCCCCCUGGGUCCCCCUGUAAGGCCCCUAUUGUCGGAUAUCAACAGUGCGUGCAUUAA